CCCCUCUCCUAACCAUGGAGGUUCUAAGCAACAGCGGACGCACCAGCAUCAUCUACACCAUCUCCGACACUCUCGUCUGGAAAACCGUCCGACGGUCCCCCCUCAACGAAAAGUUCACCGCUGAAAACGAGCACGCCGCCCUCGUCGAGCAACAACUCCUCCAUCGACUCGGUACCCACCCCAGCAUCAUCCAAUAUCACGGCCGCCGCGAAAUCUCCGGCAAGCAAGGCCUCCUCUUCACCAAAGCCAACCUCGGAGACCUGCAAUCCUACCUCGACAACCACAACAGCACCAUCAGCGACACCACGGGCGUCGCCGUCGGCGUGCUGCUUGCUGAUUUCGGUGGUUCGAGGUGUUUGGAGCUGUCGUUGGACGGCCACCUGCUACCUGAUUUCCCGUUCAGCCAUCCGCAGGUCGUAGACGACACCUCACCAGUACUUGACCUGUUCAGCCUGGGGGUCCUUAUGUACAUUAUUAUGACUGGCCACUUUCCUUUCCACACAGGCGCUUCGCCGAGGAACGAGGAGUUCUGGACGUAUCAGGAAUACGUGGAGCAGAAGUAUCUGAACGAUGAGUUUCCAGAUCUUGAGGGGAUCAUGUUUGGAGACGUUAUUGAGGGAUGCUGCCGUGAGCGAAGAUUCAGGACUGCAGAUGAGGUCGUUGAAGCGAUGAAGGCGGAGAUGGAGGAUGUGUUCAUGAAUGGGUACAGCGAGGUUCGGGCAGGGUGA
Aaosphaeria arxii CBS 175.79 is the source of this 728-nucleotide messenger RNA. RefSeq lists its product as uncharacterized. NCBI's taxonomy places the organism in Eukaryota, Fungi, Ascomycota, Dothideomycetes, Pleosporales. Gene Ontology annotation, biological process: protein phosphorylation. The transcript is spliced from 3 exons. Bases 15 to 728 code for a protein of 237 amino acids. Gene Ontology annotation, molecular function: ATP binding; protein kinase activity. The record is from RefSeq and is a predicted model, not a curated record.